GAGGAUAUAAAAGACACAAAGUGCGCGAAUUUGACUUAUAGCAACGAGUGAUCAACGUUUAAAAGUAUACACUGUAGAGAAAGAAAAUGCCAGAAAUCAGAAUGCCUGCGUCCCAGGAGAUCGGAGUAAUAGGGAUCCCAUUCAGUAAAGGGCAGUCACGUCAUGGGACAGACAUGGCGCCCCAGAAGCUCAGAGACGCCGGGCUGAUAACGAAAUUAGAAGAGCAGGGCAUCAAUGUAACCGACUAUGGAGAUCUCCCAUUGGAAACACAUCCAAAUGACCUCCAGAUCGGAAACACCAAGAAUCCAAAAACCGUAGGAGCCGCAUCGGAAAUGAUUGCCAAAUCGGUUGAAAACAUUCUGAAGGAAAACAAGACAGUCCUAGCUCUGGGAGGGGACCAUAGUAUGGCCAUAGGCUCCAUAUACGGACACUGGAAGGCUCAACCAGAUGUUGUCAUCAUCUGGAUCGAUGCACAUGCAGACAUAAAUACACCGCUGACAUCCGGAAGUGGUAAUAUGCACGGGAUGCCGCUGUCGUUUCUCAUUAAAGAACUCGACCAGUAUGUACCGGAACUCCCGGGCUUGGAGUACGUUAAACCUUGCAUCCCAGCAAAGAACCUUGCCUACAUCGGUUUACGGGAUGUGGACCCUGGCGAGAGGAAAAUUAUUGAAAUGCUUGGUAUCCCAGCAUUCUCAAUGCAGGAAGUUGACAAAUUCGGUAUUAAGGAAGUCGUGGAGAUGGCAUUGAAAGCUGUAGACCCUAUAGGUGACAAGCCGAUUCAUUUGAGUUUUGACGUGGAUGCACUGGACCCCACGCUGAUGCCCAGUACGGGGACCCCCGUACACGGCGGACUGUCUCUGAGGGAGGGACUAUAUAUUGCGGAGGAGAUGGCAGCCACAGGGCGGAUGUCUGUGGUCGAUAUUGCAGAGGUCAACCCGAUGUUGGGUGACGAAAAUGACGUCGCCAAGACAAUAAAUAUGACUUUGGAGGUGAUACAGCGGUGCUGUGGACGGAGGCGGAGGGGAGGCUACCCACCAGGCUACAAAGUACCGGUCCCGGAGUCGUCAUAGGUACACGUGAUAUCACGCGCAAAUCAGAGAGAAAUGGGAUCAUAUUGACAAUUGAGUUUGAGAAUUAGGAAAGAUAGUUCGCUCAUCGGAAAAUUUGAGAAUUACAAAUGAUAACACAUCUGAAAGUAGGGCGCGACCCGGGAAGGGGCGUUACCUGGGAAGGGGCGUUACCUGGGAAGGGGCGUUACCUGGGGGCGUAUCCUAGGAAGUGGAACUGAGGAGGGGUGUUACCUGAGAAGGGACAUGAACUUUCUCCCGGAUUGCAAUCGUUAUAAUGGUAUCAUAUAUUAUUACACUGACUUCUGUUUGUUUCCACUCAAUCAUUGUUAUCGCUCAUUUUCGACGUUGGUAUUUACAUGCCACGCCUGUUGUACAUUUCCUCCUUGAUGUGGCCCCGCCCACCUCGUUGGCGGUCUUCAUUAACACGUAUUGUCUUUAAAGUUACUUAUAAACCACUGCCUUAAUUGUAAUUAUGUUGUAAAUAAUUUCUAUACGUUUAUAUAAAAUGUUUGGAGAGCUUACAAGUUUAUUCUAGAGAAGAUACGAUAGUUGGUGUGUACAUUCUAGCUCUUAGUAGCGAUAUGAUAUUCAUGUUUAAUUUUGUUAAGGAUAUUUGAAUUUUAUUUCUGAUCAAACAUCCAAAUAUCUUAUCCAUUUCAAGAUCUAGGAAUGUGUAGUAUAUUAUCGCGAUUGAAACUCCUUGGUAUUUAUUAUGUGAGAAUCAUAAUCCUAUAACAUCUGUCAGUCAUAUGCUAUUGGUAGAAGUUAGACCGGUGAUCUUUGUGUUUUACGCAGAUGAAGACAUGUGAUAUUUGUUUGAUCUUCGGACGUUCAGACCAGAGAUAUUUAUUUGUUUGAUCUACGGACGUUCAGACCGGUGACAUUCAUGUGAUCUACGGACGUUCAGACCGGUGAUACUGAUGUGAUCUACGGAUGUUCCGACUGAUGAUAUUGGUGUGAAAUGCGGACUUUGAGACAGACGAUAUUAAUGUGACCGACGUUCAGACAGGACAGAGGUGAUAUCGGUAUUAUUUACGGUAGUUAAGACAGGUGAUACAAUGUAAUCUAUAAGCAUUAAGAUAUAUGAUAUUGGUAUUAUCUACGGACGUUCAGACGUGUAGAAUUUAUACAAGUUUCUAUAUGCACACCAACAUGGACACAGGUCACACUGGUGUGAGAGUUAUAUAUCAUAUGCAACACGAAUGUCUCAUAUACCAUAAUAUUAAUGAUACUCCAAAUUGGUUACCAAGUUGGCAAAUAAACUGUUAUUGUUAAUGAA
Messenger RNA from Pecten maximus, 2349 nucleotides. Its product is annotated as arginase-1-like. The transcript is spliced from 7 exons. Gene Ontology annotation, cellular component: cytosol; cytoplasm; nucleus. The coding region runs from base 87 to 1070 and encodes 327 amino acids. Gene Ontology annotation, molecular function: arginase activity; manganese ion binding. NCBI's taxonomy places the organism in Eukaryota, Metazoa, Mollusca, Bivalvia, Pectinida, Pectinidae. The record is from RefSeq and is a predicted model, not a curated record.